Messenger RNA from Penicillium olsonii, 1113 nucleotides. NCBI's taxonomy places the organism in Eukaryota, Fungi, Ascomycota, Eurotiomycetes, Eurotiales, Aspergillaceae. The record is from the annotation of a GenBank genome assembly.
AUGGUCACUCAAACUUCCGCCUGGGUCUUGAAUGAUCAGCACGGUAUCGACAGUCUCCAACUAGUCGGUGACCACCCAAUCCGCACCCUGAACGACGACGAAGUCCUAGUCAAAAUAAACGCAGCCUCACUAAAUUAUAGAGACAUAGUGAUCGCAAAGGUAGGCUCAAAACACACAGAAGCAGUAAACCAAAGCACAACGAAUAUUCACCAAAACCAGGGCGAACCACAACUGCCAUUCUUCACACCCGGCGUAACUCCAGGAUCCGACGGAGCCGGAACAGUCGAAGCAGUCGGAUCCAAUGUGAAGACGUUCAAAGCAGGCGAUCGAGUCUGCACACAUCUCGUCUCACAAUUGCCUUCGUCUGAGGCACCGGGUUUCUCAAAUAUCAAUACUGGCCUCGGGCAACAUCUUGACGGGACUCUCCGCAAUCAUGGCAUUUUUCACGAAUCGGCUCUUGUGCCAAUGCCGGAUUUGAGUUUUCUUGAAGCAUGUACCUUGACUUGUUCGGGGCUUACGGCUUGGAAUGCCCUCUUUGGACUUUCGGAUCAUGCGCCCGGGAAGGGGUCGACUGUUCUCGUUCAGGGGACGGGUGGUGUCUCUAUUGCUGCGUUGCAGUUUGCUCUUGCGGCUGGUGCGACUGUUAUCGCAACGACUAGUUCGGAAGUUAAGGCUGAGCGGUUGAGAUCGCUCGGUGCUCACCAUGUUAUCAAUUACCGCUCUAGUCAUGCUUGGGGAGAUGUUGCUAAGAGUCUCACGGCAGAGAGUAAUGGUGUUGACAUUGUUGUUGAUGUGGGUGGUCUGUCGACUCUUCCUCAGUCAUUCAAGGCUGUGCGCAAAAAUGGUGUCAUCGCUGUGACGGGACUCCUCGGUCAAGCGGAGGACCAGGCUGCUAUUCCUUCGAUCAUGGAUUGUUUGAUGAAUGUGUGUACGGCGAGGGGGAUUCUCCUCGGCACCCGGGACCAGUUCCAUGAUAUGAACCGGUUCAUCACUGAGAAGGGCAUCAAACCGGUUGUCGAUGAUAAGGUGUUUGGCUUCCAGGAGACUAAAGAAGCGUACCAAUACCUGCAACAGCAAAAGCAUUUCUCCAAAGUGUGCAUUGGACUAGAAUAA